Messenger RNA from Dovyalis caffra, 3396 nucleotides. NCBI's taxonomy places the organism in Eukaryota, Viridiplantae, Streptophyta, Magnoliopsida, Malpighiales, Salicaceae. The record is from the annotation of a GenBank genome assembly.
AUGACACCUGUGAUCCCAUGCUCUACUAGUAAUAUUUGCCUCAUUCCUGGAACUGCUUUUUCAAUAAAGAAGAAUAAUUGUCUCCAAAAUGGAAGUUUUUCAAGGAAAUCUGCAACAUAUUCAUCAACCUCACAAAGACUUGUAUUACCUCUUCCUGGUUUUGUUAAGUUGUUCCCACAAUACAGAAGGGAUUGUGCUUUGCUCCAAAGAUCUGCAGCACAUACAAUAUCUGCCACAGGGACUGAUGUAGCAGUAGAGGAGCCAGAUUCACCUGUUUUAGACAAAGAUUCUGGUGGAGCCUCAGAGAUUCCUGCAGAUGCAGUUGAAACAAUUGAUUCCUCCAAACAGACAGGUUCAAGUCCUGCUGCAGCUCAAUCGAGACGUUCAAGAUCCAUUAGGAAAAGUGAGAUGCCACCUGUAAAGAAUGAGGACCUGGUUCCUGGUGCAACAUUUACUGGAAAAGUAAGGUCAAUCCAGCCAUUUGGUGCUUUUGUUGAUUUUGGAGCUUUCACAGAUGGACUUGUACAUGUUUCAAGGUUGAGUGAUAACUUUGUUAAGGAUGUUGGAAGUGUUGUAUCCGUUGGUCAAGAAGUGAAGGUGAGGUUAGUUGAGGCAAACACCGAGACAGGGCGAAUUUCUCUUACUAUGCGUGAAAAUGAUGAUAUGAGUAAGUUUCAGCAACGGAAUGAUUCUCCUGCCCAAGGAAGCAGCAACAGGCAGGGCGCACGGAGGAAUACUUCAAAGCCCAACCAAAGAAGAGAAGAUGGAAAAAGCUCAAAGUUUGUUAAAGGGCAGGAUCUAGGGGGCACAGUAAAAAAUAUGACCAGGUCUGGUGCUUUUAUAUCCCUUCCUGAGGGAGAGGAGGGAUUCCUACCCAGAUCGGAAGAAGCUGAUGAUGUAUUUGGAGGCAUGAUGGGGGACUCAUCACUGCAGAUCGGCCAGGAAGUCAGUGUCAGGGUGUUGCGCCUCACAAGGGGACAAGUUACCUUGACAAUGAAAAAAGAAGAUACUGUUAAGCUGGGCACUGAGCUUAUGCAAGGGGUUGUCCAUACUGCGACAAACCCAUUUGUACUGGCUUUCCGUAAGAACAAGGAUAUUGCAGCAUUUUUGGAUGAAAGGGAGAAAGUAACAGAACAACCUGAAAAACCAAUGCCUUCAAUGCAAAUAGGAGAGAGAAAGCAAACUGAACCUGUGCCUGAUAGUGCUGAAGUGCUGGACCAACCAGUAAGUAGCGACGAGGAAUUGAGCAGCAUACCUUCAACUGUGGAUGAAUCAGUAGAGGGUGAUGAAACUUCUUCUAAGGAGGUCAUUGUGGGAGCCACUGUUGCCUCUGAUGAUAAGGAGCCAGAAACCAUGGAGUCUAGUUUAGCACAAAGUGUGGAUAGUGUAGUUAAGACUGUAGAGAAAGCAACUGAGGUCAGUAGCAAAAAGGAGCCAGAAAGCUUAGAGUCUAGCACAUCUCAGAAUGUGGAUGAUACAGUUCAGACGUUAGAGAAAGAAGCAAAGGCCGAUGAUGAUAAGGAACCAGAAAGCGUAGAGUCUAGCACAUCAAAAAGUCUGGAUGAUACAGUUCAGACCUUAGAGAAAGAAGCAAAGGCCUAUGAUGAUAAGGAACCAGAAAGCGUAGAGUCUACCACAUCAAAAAGUAUGGAUGAUACAGUUCAGACCUUAGAAAAAGAAGCAGAGCCCAAUGAUGAUAAGGAGCCAGAAAGCAUGAUGUCCAGUUCAUCACAGAGUGUUGAUGAUAGUGUUACAGGCUCAGAUGGGGUGGAAAACAUAGAAAAUUCUAAUGCAUCAAGACCUACAUCUGUGGAUCAAAUCAUAUCUUCAGAAAGUCAAACCAGUGAAGCUGUCGAGAAUCAAAUUGGAAGUAUCCAGGAUGAAGUGCAGAUUCAAACACCUGCAACCAAGACUGAAAUUGCCUCUGCCUCACAACUUGAAGAUGAAAAGGUGGAACCUGCCCCCAAGAUAAAUGGCACCGUGGGCAAUUCAAAUGCACAAAGUGGCAGUCCUCCCAAGGAGAGUGUGACUAAAGCAACUAUAUCUCCAGCUCUGGUGAAGCAGCUUCGUGAAGAGACAGGAGCAGGAAUGAUGGAUUGCAAGAUAGCCCUUUCAGAAACCGGAGGGGACAUUGUUAAAGCUCAGGAGUUCCUUAGAAAGAAAGGAUUAGCAAGUGCAGAAAAGAAAGCUAGCAGGGCGACAGCUGAAGGAAGAAUUGGUUCUUACAUUCAUGAUAGCAGGAUUGGGGUCCUAGUAGAAGUGAACUGUGAGACAGAUUUUGUCUCCCGAGGCGACAUUUUCAAGGAGCUGGUGGACGAUCUAGCCAUGCAGGUGGCUGCAUGUCCUCAAGUGCGGUACCUUGUAACAGAAGAUGUGCCUGAAGAUAUUGUAAACAAGGAAAAAGAGAUUGAGAUGCAGAAGGAAGAUCUCUUGUCAAAACCAGAGCAGAUAAGAUCAAAGAUUGUAGAAGGGCGUAUAAGGAAGAGGCUUGAGGAGCUGGCAUUGCUGGAGCAGCCCUACAUUAAGAACGACAAGGUAGUAGUGAAGGACUGGGUGAAGCAGACAAUUGCAGCAAUUGGUGAAAAUAUUAAAGUGAAGAGGUUUGUUCGCUACAAUCUUGGUGAAGGCUUGGAGAAGAAGAGCCAGGAUUUUGCUGCUGAGGUGGCUGCUCAAACUUCAGCAAAACCAGCAGCAGCAGCAGCAGCAACACCAGCGAAAGAGCUGCCUGCUGAAGCAGAAGCCAAGGAAACCGCUCAAAAGCCACCAGCAGUAAAAGUUUCUGCUGCUCUUGUUAAACAACUGCGGGAAGAAACUGGAGCUGGUAUGAUGGACUGCAAGAAGGCUCUGUCUGAAACUGGAGGGGACCUUGAGAAGGCACAAGAGUAUCUAAGAAAGAAGGGUCUUUCAACUGCUGACAAAAAAUCCAGCCGUCUUGCAGCUGAAGGCAGAAUUGGUUCAUAUGUUCAUGACUCCCGUAUUGGAGUGCUGAUUGAAGUCAACUGUGAAACUGACUUUGUGGGCAGAAGUGAGAAAUUCAAGGAAUUGGCUGAUGAUCUAGCAAUGCAAGUUGUGGCCUGCCCACAAGUGCAGUUUGUAUCAAUUGAAGAUAUCCCUGACAGCAUUCUGAACAAAGAAAAGGAGCUUGAAAUGCAGAGAGAUGACCUAUUGUCAAAACCCGAGAACAUAAGAGAGAAAAUUGUUGAGGGUAGGAUCUCAAAGAGGCUUGGAGAGCUUGCUCUUCUAGAGCAGCCAUUCAUCAAGAAUGAUGGUGUUUUGGUGAAGGAUUUGGUGAAGCAGACUAUUGCUGCUCUUGGGGAGAACAUAAAAGUCCGGAGGUUUGUUCGGUUUAGUCUUGGAGAGUCAACUGAACAUACAAAAACAGAAACUGAAGCGUAA